AGUUAUCGAGAAUGUACCAGUCACCUGAGAAAGUACAGAUGAAGUUGCUUAGUUGAUAUAUAUUGAUUAUUACUGCGCAUGACCGUAUUAAGAUAAGUUUGGUUGUAUGCAAGACAUUUCUAUGCAAUAUUCAUUGUGAAUCGGUAAGUGCAUGCAGUCCAAAAUGCCUGACUGCUGUGCCGCAGCGAACUGUAACCAGAAAACCGACCACUCCAACAUUGCCUUCUUUAGCUUUCCGCGAGACCAUGAUCGGUGUAAACAAUGGCUGCUGAACUGUCGCAGACCAGACCUUGCAAACAAAACCCCUGAAGAGUUACACAGCAACUACAGACUCUGUGCUAAACAUUUUGACCCUUCCUUGAUAUGCAAGCAUAACACCUUAAAUUCUGUUCUGAAGGAGGGAGCUGUACCGACAAUAUUUGACUUUGCAACUUCCCAGGAAAAUCCUCAGAGCAGUGCAAGAAAAAGAUCAGGAGAUCAAGCGAAGGAGGAAGUCAUUGAUCCCAAGAAAAAGAAAGGUGAUCAGAAUUCCUCAGAAGUAAAGAGGGAACUUAAAGAGGAGGCAGAAGACAACAUUGUAUUAUGUGAGCCUCUGCAUGAUGAUUCAGAGAAGGAAGAUACCAACAACUCCAAAGCCAAGGAGAUACUGAAGCUGUACUUCAAAGAAACCUUGGCUUUCACUGGCUUUAGUAUUGGCAACAAUGCAGCUCUCAGUGCUUCUAAACCAAUGGGGGUUGGCCCUGCUAGCCAGCUUUCUCUCAACCCUGUGUGUGCUGAGAAGAUAGACCAAAAGGAAGUGCUCAGGUUCAGUGAAGAUCUCAUGCGCGAGGAGAUCCGUAAUAGCUUACGUCACGCGCGUUUUUUCUCCAUUCUGAUCCAAGAUGUGACGAACAUCGAGGGUAAGGACCAGAUCCCUGUGUUCGUACGCUCAGUCACUGCCGCUGGUUUCCCUCAAAAGCACCUGCUAGGCUUCCUCCCCUGUGACGUUGACUCAGAGAGUCUGUUCUUCAUGUUGCUGUCUGAGAUUCGAAACAAAUGGGGGCUACGGAUGGAACACUGUCGUGGGCUGACUUACUUGACAACAGGAAGUAUCUGCCAGAGAAUGAAGGACCUGUCUAGCAGGAUACUUCGAGAGUUUCCACAGGUAGUGCUAGCUCCUAGUGACCCGUACGCUUUUAAUAUGUGGCUCAUUCGUUCCAUGCCCAUGCUGACCAUCCAGAAUGUGGUUAAUACUGUGGAAGAGGUGGCUGCUGUUUUAAGGCGCUCUACGGCAUUGUGGAAGAAACUCGAAGGCAAGAUAAUGGUCUUUUAUGGUCACAUAAAAGGUGAAGUUGAAAGAGUGAAAGAAUCAUGCCAAAAUCUUUGGGAAUACGGCACAGACGCCUUUCAGGUCAUGCUGGACAUUUUGGAGCCACUGCUGAGUUGCAUUGGAGAAAUGAGCACAAGUGCUGAGUCAGACGUGGACCGUGACACGGUUGCACAGCUGGUCAGUCUCAAAGACAAGCUGAAGGAUUUCAACUUUAUCAUCACUUUAGUGGUGCUGAAGAACACGUUGUGUUGUGUCAGCAUCCUUAACCCCAGCCUAAGGGGAACUAUCAGCAUCAGCAGUACUUUACAGUACACUAUCUCCAAUGCUCUGAAGCUUCUGAACAAACACCUGCAGGAGAUUGCCAUAUUCCACAGGAAGUGGUUUUCUGAUGCCAUAGGCAGAGCAAAGAAACUUGGUGUUACGGUCACUCUACCGGUUGACUUGUCUGCAAAUGGUAACAGCACCGCAGAGUCCCAUACGUUACCAGAGGAUCAUUUCAGAGAGACACUUAGUAAGAAGGUUUUACAGUACCUUGUGGAGGAGGUCAAAAGAGUCUUGGGCAACGAAAUGGUGAGGCUACUUCGGUGGUUGUCGUUGGUGCCGUCGUACAUGGCCGAUCACAAUUUCAGCAUCCGUAAAGAUAAAGUAGCCGAUGCGAAUCUGAACAACUUGGCCCGACCCGACUCCUUUUACGAUGAACUGGGUUGCUGGGAAGUGAAAUGGAGACAUGCGAGUAAGCGUCGGAUCCUGCCCACCACUGUAUUCGCUACCCUCAAAAUCCCAGACAUUGGUUUCUACCCCAAUGUGCAGAGCCUCCUGAGAGUGCUGGGAACCAUUCCUUGUGUGAAUGCGGAGGCAGAUGUUUACGGGCAGUAUGACAUGGUGCUUGACCGAUAUCACACCUACAUGAAAGAGACGCCAGGAGAACAGAGACUGUGCAACAUGGCUUUUGUCUAUGUUAAUCAAGAUGUCCACAUUAACAUAGAAGAGAUGGUUGAGACAUAUUUGGAAAAACAUCCAGACAUAUUACAGUUGUUGCAUCAGAAUGAAGAUGCAAUGGAAAUCCAACCUCCAGUCUCUGACAACAAUGAGAAUUAUGCUUCAAAAGAGGAAGUGGAUGAAGCUCCAUUAAUGACCUUGGAGAUGGAGAUUGAAAGACAGACCCACCCCGAAUGCGCAGAGACAGAUAAAGAGUCAUUGAAAUCAGCCUUGAAGGCUGCUGUUACUGCAGCCUUUAUCAAUCAAAACAGACAAUGUGGGGAUGAACAGGAAACAGAAGUAGAGUAUGUGACCAAAUCUGAAAUGAAAGAAGUCCUGAAAGUAUGCGAGGACACUGUGAGGGAAAGAAUCCUUUCAGAGGUCGGAAAUUCUUUUUUCUCCUUGUUCAUUGAUCGAGUUGUCAGGUUCGGAGAGGUGGACUAUCUCCCCCUGUUCCUUAGGUUUGUGGACAGCUUUGAUGUUAUGAGGUUGGAGCUGAUGGGUUUUGUGGAUGUAAAUCUUGAUUGUGAGGGCAUGUCUGAGCGACUUUUUGACAUUGUCACCAAAGAAUGGCGGCUGGAUUUGAAGUACUGUAGGGGUCAGGCUUACCUUGGAUCUGGAGAAGUAUCCUACAAACUGAAAGCUUUUGCAUGCAAAGUUCAAGAGAAACACCCUCUGGCAAUUUGUACACACUGCUCUUGUUACUCUUUUAAUACGUGGUGGUCUAGAUCUAUCCCAGUAUCCUCAGUAACCAGAACUCUGGAAACAUUAGAGGAGAUUGUGUUGUUUUUCGGCAGUAUGCCUAACCUUGAGAAGCAGUUUGACCAGGUAUUAGCUAUUGGCCUACGGGAAAGCUUUGAGAAAAUUCAUGAGCUUCAAGGCAAAUUCUGCACCUCUUGGUUAGAGAUGCAUGAUUCAUAUGAAGUCUUGGUACAGAUUUUGGAACCCCUGGUUGAGUGUCUGGAGAAAAUCCAGAGCAAUAAACCACAGAGGUGGAAAGCAGCAGUGUCCAUUAGAGCCAAGGCUCUUCUCCAGUUGAUACGGGAUUUUGAUUUUAUUGUGUCCUUGGUUGUCCUGAAGAAUGCUUCGUCUUUUACCAGAGAACUCAGUGCUGGGCUUCAGAAAGACCAUUUCAGUGCUGCCUCCCAGCUCUGCCAGAUCAACGGUAUUGUAGCCACGCUCAACCGGCUCAAAACCAACAUAAAGGUUUUUCAUCAAAACUGGUUCGAUGAAGCAUGUGCUUAUGCCCAGAGCCUGGCCGUGCAGAUCAAAGUACCUGAUGGUGCCGCUGUACCAAGGGACAGCCUACUGAAACCAGGGCCAUACUAUAAAGAUACACUCAGCGUACCCUUAGUAGACCACCUUAUCAAUUCCGUGAAAGACCAUUUCUCUGAUGACCACAAGGAGGCACUGAACUUCUUAUCCUUGGUCCCAUGCUCUGUGACAGUGAGCUACAUGUUUGAGAGCUUGAAGUCAAAGGCACCACUUUACAUCAGUGAUCUUCCCGACCCAGAUAACUUUUUUACAGAGUUAUGCUGCUGGAGGGUGAAGUGGAAGACCAGGGUGGUUUCUGUGACAAUACCAGACACUAUAUUCCAGACCCUCCGCCUACCUGUCAUGCAGUACUUUGGAAACAUUAAAACAUUGCUAAAGAUUAUGUGUGUGUUGCCAAGCACAGCUUUGGAGUACUGUGGAGAGUCCAAGCACCAUAAAAUGUUUCAGGACUACUUGAGGAACACCAGUGCCAAGGACAGGUGUCCGUGUUUGGCCAUGCUGCAGGUGGGGACCAACUUCAACACUGAUCUGGACAAGAUGGUGGCCCAGUGCCUGAAAAUUACCCCAAAGACUCUGGAAGGCAUUUGCCUUGAUAAAGAAUCCAAAAGUCUCAUGAAGAACUCUGAAAAGAUGGAGGGAGUUGACAACCACCAAGAUGAUGGAGAGGGCAUGGAUAUUCAGCAGUCGUCUGAUGUACUGGACAGGCAGCAGAUGAAAGCUAUUGAUGAAAAUGGACAUUCAGGAGACAACCUCUUAAGUGUUGAGAGAGUGUUCAGACAAGCAGCCAGACUUGCCAGGAGGAACUGUACAAUCUCCCAGCUUCCCAAGGAAGAGCAGGACCUUCUUAAUCAGGACCUCAGCAUGUGUCACUGGGCACAGGGAGAUUUCACAUGCCCUUCAGAGGGUGAAAUUCUUGAAGCGGUUGUCAAGUCUAUCAGGGAAGCCAUCCUCAACGAGGUUGAAGAGUCCCCAUUCUUCUCCAUUAUCACUGAUACAUUUGUCUCAGUGGCUGAUAAGAAGUAUCUACCUGUGUUUGUCAGAUAUGUGAGAGAUUGCACCCCUAGGGUGGAGCUUAUUGGUUUUUUGCCCUUGGAUGAAAGUGCUGAUGCAGACUCUCACGCUAAGACUCUCUCAGCCAUUCUCACAAACGAAUGGGGCCUUCAGAUGAGUUACUGCCGAGGGCAAGCCUUCAUGUGUAUGGGCACAGAGAGUCAGUCCCUCAGGAAAAUGUCCCUUGGCUUCUUAGAGAGCCAUCCACUUGCUGUCAACACACCUAGUGAAUCUUGUGGCCUUGCAUAUUGGCUAGCUGGAAAUCUGCAGUGUGCCCCUAUCUCGAAAAUCCUUGGAAUCAUUGAGGACCUGCUCUUGUUCUUUGACGAGUCCCCCAGCCUGGAGAGCAAGCUUGAACUGACCGUGGAUGGGUUACUGAAUACUCCAAGAGAAGCUUUGGCAGAGAUACCAGAAACCUGUUUGUCCAGGUGGAGGAAAAGAGAGGACUUUUUUGAUGUUCUAGUGGACAUGAUAGAAGGAGUCCUGAGCUGCUUGGAUUCAGUGAGUGCUAAUGAAUUUGGUUUGUGGAGCAGCAGCAUGUCACUGCAUGCCCGCAUCCUCUCUGUGGUCAUCAGGGAAACUGAUUUUGUUGUUCCUCUUGUGAUCCUGAAGAAUGCAUGUGCCCCACUGAGGAACUGUAGCACUGUCUUUCGUUGUGGUAACCCUGCUGAUAUUAUUUGUGAGCUGGAGAAGAUCACCCCAAUCAUAGAAUCUCUAAACAAAUUGCUGGAAAACAUCAAUGUGGUGCAUUCACCUUGGUUUGAAGAAGCAGUUCAGCUUGCUUCCAAGGUGGCCCCCGGACCAGUGUCUUACUCAGAGAUGUCCAAAAGCUGUGAGUCACCUGAGGUGUACUACAGGGACACGAUUACCGUGCCUGUCCUGAAGAACCUGAUUGUGGAAAUGAGGUACAAUUUCUCCGAGUCUCACCUGAAAGCCCUCAAGCUGCUGUCGCUGCUCCCAACUUGUAAUCCGCAGCCAAUCCUUCCAGAAUCCACGGAUAAACUACAUGGUAUCUACCAAAGUGAUCUGCCUGAGCCAGACACAGCUGAGCUUGACAUAAACAACUGGGCAUCAGUGUGGAAGGAGAAAUACCAAGACACCUCACCACCUGCCUCUAUCUCUGAAACGCUGCUCCACCCUGAAGCGCAGAAUCACCCAAAUGUAACGGCAUUAUUGAAGCUGGUGGCAGUACUGCCAAGCGUGAGCAUGGAAUGUGACCUUAUGAAAACCACCCUCAACUCCCUGAAGUCUCUUCUCAGGGAAUCUGUCUGCAGGGGUUCGAAGAUGGAUUCGGUCAUGCUCCUCAUGCAUCAACAAAUGUUUGAGGCUCUUGAAGAAGUGAUUGAGAAAUGUAUAGAGAAUGAUCAAGAGAGCCACAAGUUUUUAACUCAGGUGAAGGAGAGCCUCUCUUAUCUUCUGAUAAGAGAGAGUGAGGUGAGCUCUUUCCUGCUGUCUCUUUCUUCAGAGGUGAGUACUGAGGAAACAAAUGACAACAGUAUCCCAGAAGAGGAAGCUACGGAGCACAAAGCAGCUGACCCUAAAGCACAGGAUGGGACUUUGGUUCGUAAAGAAGUCAUGUCUUUCUAUGACUCUCCUGCCCGAGAGGAAAUCCUCAAGGAACUUUGGGAAUCGCAGUUCUUUACGAUAAUAACUGAGCAGGAGGUGGACAUCGAAGACCAGUUGUACAUCCCCAUCAGCAUACGCUAUCUGGACAAACAACAGAAUCAAUGUGAGGAGACCGUAGCCUUUAUUCCGCUCGGCAAAGACCACUCUGAAUUUGUGAACGCGUUGGAAAUGGCUCUGUCGGAAAAAUGGGGCUUAAAUAUGGAAUACUGUCGGGGUCAGACCUCACUAAGCGUGGGUUCUGUGGGUUCACAGAUGAGGUCUGUGUCUACCUUGUUUUCACAGAAACACCCUCAGGCUGUUUACGCUUUCAGUUCCGCCGUGUCCCUCAACGUGUGGCUGGCCAGAUCCUCCAAAACCGCCACGAUAGCCGACAACAUCUCUUGGGUGGAAAAGUUGCUCCGUUGGUUCACCGAGGACGCGCAACGACAGGCCAAGCUGGAGGACACGGUUAUGUUGCUUUUCCAACACGACGAAGGGAAAGGAAAUGAACUGAGGGACAGGCUGAAUAACAACCGUUUGCACAGGAGCCAUGACAUGCUGGAGCUGCUGAUAGAGCUGCUAGAAGCCAUCCUGCUGUGUCUGAAUGAGAUGAAGAGACCCCAAGAGAACCACACAGGGAGAAGACAGGCGCAACGAUUUUACUCCCUUUUGCAAAAUUUUGAAUUUAUUGUAACUGUAGUGGUAGUUAAAAACAUCUUGAGUCUCACUAAAAACCUAAGUCAAAAUCUUCAGGGUAAACCUCUCGAUGCGUUGCAAGCCGUAAACGCCCUUCCUGACCUCCUGUCCUCCCUCAGCGAAAUAAGAAGUAACAUUGAGUCGAAUCACCAAGCGUGGUUUGAAGAGGCGUUGAAAUUGGCGUCAAAGCUGCAGAUCAGAUUGCUGCACCCCGCGUUGCUGGAGUCGCUCAGCGUGCACUACAGAGGGUUCCUCAGUGAGCCGGCAUUGGACCACGUCGUUUCUGAGGUGAAGGAGCUCUUCUCCGACCACGUCCUCGCCGCCCUGCGCUGCAUGGAGGUUGUGCCUUACGUCUUGUCCAAAACGGAGGGAUGCUGCAAAGAUGUGAAUUUUGUCCAGAUAUACCAGGAUGACCUGCCUAACCUCAAUUCUCUGGACGAAGAGUUGCAGAAAUGGAGAGAGAAGUGGCUGGAUCCGAUGACGGCUCAUUUGUAUCUUCCCAGCACGGUGCUGGACACGCUCAAAGCCUCAGACGUCAGGUCCUUCCCCAACAUCGAAACUCUCCUCAGGCUACUCGUGGUCUUACCCUGCACCAGGAGGGAGAGCACGUUCAAGCAGGGCAAGAGGAGUCUGCAAGAGUUCAUCCAACAACCAAAAAGAUGCCUGACUGAGUUGCAUCCUCUGUAGAAGGCUGGUGUCAGCAUCCCCUGCUUUCCAUUAGGGUGUCAUUUACUGCUGAUGUCCAUUUUGAUGACCCGCUGUAUCGUCUUUACUGUAGUUCAGAUCUGACCUUAGAUUUCAGUAUGC
Messenger RNA from Chanos chanos (milkfish), 7720 nucleotides. RefSeq lists its product as uncharacterized. Bases 152 to 7600 code for a protein of 2482 amino acids. The record is from RefSeq and is a predicted model, not a curated record. Lineage: Eukaryota; Metazoa; Chordata; Actinopteri; Gonorynchiformes; Chanidae. The transcript is spliced from 11 exons.